Messenger RNA from Dendroctonus ponderosae (mountain pine beetle), 1070 nucleotides. It is a transcript of the gene eEF5, whose product is annotated as eukaryotic translation initiation factor 5A. The transcript has 4 exons. Gene Ontology annotation, biological process: positive regulation of translational termination; positive regulation of translational elongation. Gene Ontology annotation, molecular function: RNA binding; ribosome binding; translation elongation factor activity. Lineage: Eukaryota; Metazoa; Arthropoda; Insecta; Coleoptera; Curculionidae. The record is from RefSeq and is a predicted model, not a curated record. The coding region runs from base 140 to 622 and encodes 160 amino acids.
UUUAAAUUUGCCGCAUCUUCUGGCGCUAGUGUCGUUUGUCGUUUACUUCUUAAGGCGCAUGCCAGUUGGCUAUCUUUUGGAUUAGUUUCCAUCUUGGUCACAUUUUCAAAGGAGCUGUCAUAAAUAACCUACAAAAACCAUGGCGGAUAUUGAGGACACCCAUUUCGAGACUGGAGACUCCGGCGCCUCCGCUACCUAUCCUAUGCAAUGCUCAGCUCUGCGUAAAAAUGGAUUCGUCAUGUUGAAGUCGAGACCCUGUAAAAUUGUUGAAAUGUCCACAUCUAAGACUGGAAAGCACGGCCAUGCUAAAGUUCACUUGGUUGGAAUUGAUAUUUUCUCAGGGAAAAAGUAUGAAGAUAUCUGCCCUUCCACACACAACAUGGAUGUGCCACAUGUUAAACGUGAGGAUUAUCAGUUGACUGAUAUUUCUGAUGAUGGUUACCUGUCCCUUAUGUCCGAUAACGGUGAUCUUCGUGAGGAUUUGAAAAUCCCCGAUGGCGAAGUUGGUGCCCAAUUACGUUCUGAAUAUGACGCUGGCAAAGAUAUAUUGUGUACCGUUCUGAAGUCUUGUGGUGAAGAAGUGGUGAUUGCAGUAAAGACAAAUACUGCACUAGACAAAUAAUGGCAUGAAAAAACGGAGAGGACUAUACAGAGAACUACAGAAACAUAUUACCUAUCAAGUCCAGAGGUCCUCCCAUCAACUACAAUAAGCUACACAUUAUAUUUGUAUUGGACCAGUGUUAAAAGCUUACAUUAAAAGUCUGCAUCGAAUGAACAGCGACUGUUCAUUAGAUGUUCAAUUUUACAUCUCUGUACUUUUAUUUGUUGGCAAGUUUCAUCAAACAGCUAUAAUGUUCAAUAAAAAUAAUUUAAUUUUAACUUUAUGUAAAUUUUUUAAAGUUUUUUUACCGCCUUCGGAACCACCUUAUUCUGGUCUGUUUACUGCAAGUGUGGUAUUUGUUUGGGUAUCUCAAUUCAAGAUUCGGUUUUCUUUUAGUCCAGAAUCAGGUGAUUCUAAUCUAAUCUUGUUGACAUAAUUUAAUUGAAUAAAAUAUAAACCAUUUUUUAAA